Liolophura sinensis is the source of this 2699-nucleotide messenger RNA. RefSeq names its product centrosomal protein of 78 kDa-like. NCBI's taxonomy places the organism in Eukaryota, Metazoa, Mollusca, Polyplacophora, Chitonida, Chitonidae. Gene Ontology annotation, cellular component: centrosome; ciliary basal body. The transcript has 15 exons. Gene Ontology annotation, molecular function: protein binding. The coding region runs from base 124 to 2673 and encodes 849 amino acids. The record is from RefSeq and is a predicted model, not a curated record. Gene Ontology annotation, biological process: cilium organization.
UUUUCGGCGGUGGAAAACAACUUUAAAAAUGAACCUAAUUGAUUGAUUUUAAAGAGAUUUUAGACCCUAUUCGAUCAUAGAAACUUCAAACCAUAUUGUCAUCAGAAACAAUCACUGUUCAGGAUGAUAGAAAGUGUCCAAGUUCGACAACGUGGGGCAUUCGAUUUCCAAACCCACUAUGAAAAUCUGUGUGCUCUCCAAGAUUCCUGUCCGUUACCUGCUGUUAAGGCUCACCUGUCCCAGGGAGUACUGGAUCUUAAUGGGGAUAGGCUCAGAGCAAAUGACUGGCCUCCAAUUUUGAACACACUGCGUAUCAACAAAAGCUUGGAGUUUGUGGCUUUCAGAAGUUUCUACACACCCCAAAAUUCUGACAAUGAGAAAAAUCUUGCAGUCCAUCGUAAGAAAAUGCCAGCCAUCCGAUCAAAAGAUGUGACAUAUAGGCUGUGUAAGGCCCUAAGGGAAUGUAUGGCGAUAUCCCCUGCCCUCACCUGUUUGGAACUGCAGGGCCUGCCUCUCCGGGAAAGAGAUCUGACAACACUUACUAAGGGACUUUUCAAGAACACAGGACUGUGUCAUGUCUCCCUGGAAUUCUGCCAUAUAGGAGACGCUGGGUUAGAGACGAUAUGUCGCGGGAUUAAGAACUCAACCACAAUCAACUCUCUUAAUUUAACUGGGUGUUGCCUGUCUUGGAAAGGAGCGGAGUGUCUGGCGAAAGUAAUCAAGCACCAGGCCAUGAAGCGUCACAACGAAGCGUGGCGGGACAGCUUGCGUUACAGGCGACCUGACCUUGACCGCAUGCCAGGAAUACGCCGCAUCACUGUCAACAACAACCCGUUGCUUGGAGACCAAGGAGCUAUCUUAUUGGCUGAGGCAUUAAAGGAUGAUUUGUGGUUAAAAGCUCUAGAUCUUCAGUCAUGCGGGAUUUCAUCGUCAGGGGCAAGAACUCUCCUGGAAGUGUUGAAAUACAACACAACAGUCGUGGUAUUAGAUGUUAGGAGGAAUCCACUUAUAGACAGAGAUGUUCUACACAGCAUUAUGGAACAGUUAAUGUUGAACUGCAAUGGUCAGGACACGGAGUACAAAUGGAUAAAAGCCGAAGAAUCUGGUGAGACAAACAAGGCCAACCCUAAAUCUGCAGUGCGUAAACGGAGGACAAAGACUCUCAAUAUCAGUUUCGGAAGGAAAACAACGAUAAGGGUGCCACUCUCAACAGCUAGGAGGAGAACAAAGUCUGCUGGGUCAGCCAAUGGGACGACUCGUAACAUAACUGUCAAACCAGCAUCAGGGUUACCGUGGAGAACUGCAGCCAGAGCCAAUAGACACAGAGGUUUCCCACCCGAGUUGGAUCCGCGAAGUCCGUCGAUGUACGACCCGUCUAACGGGAUGAUUCCUCACCACGCCUCUAACCCGGAGCUGUCAGUCAUCGUGGGUCAUGAAGACAGCAAUGAGGGGGACACGUUUGGGGAGCUGGGAAAGUUGGAUCUGGAGGAGAGUCAGAUAAACGGGGAAAUCAAACAGAUUCGUGGUGUCAGGGUAGAGCUUGAGCAGCUGAGGCGCCUCCUGAAGGAAGAGACUGACGCCAGAAAAGAGGCGGAGAGGAAAAAUGUGGAGCUCAGCCUAGAGAACAAGCGGCUGAAGGAUGAGCUUGUGGAUUUGAGAGUAAACCGUGGCAGCAUCCUGGAGGAGGAUUUGGUGUUAGAGAGUAUAGAGGCUUCCUUCAGGCAGUUCCAUUCUUUCUUAGAUCUGCUCCGCGAUGCUGGCUUGGGUCAGCUCAUCACAAUGGCAGGAUUGGAUCAGGGCUCCAUGCCAUUUGGCCAAGGCUCUACAUCAUUUGGUCAAAGGCCAGAGGGCAAGUUCAACUCUAAAUCCAGUCUCCAUGGCAACAAGGCCAUGAACAAGCCAAUCCUUAAUCCUUCAGCAAGCCAUCCAGUGAAGACAAAAGCUCAGAACCUGUUUGCAGGAGAUAUAAAUUCGGCUCCUCAAGUGUCCACUUCCUACGGCUCUUAUGAAGAAGGUCAGGCAAUCACUUUCGGUCCCCAUGGCAACAGUGGCCUUGGUAACAGAGUAAAUGUUGCCAGCAGCAUGGAGGAUUUUCCAGAUCCGGCCAUGUCGGGAGUGGAAGAGAGUUAUGGGAGAAAUCUACGGGAGAUGAAAGUGGAUGAUUUGUAUGAGAAACUGGUACAGGACACCAGAGAGGUUUUGAACACGGACUGGGAGUCCAAAAUGGCGGAGGCCCAGAGUGGAGGCAAAACUAAACCAUCCAAAGCAGGGGGACCUCUAAAAGAGGUGAGUGAAAAAAGCGUUAAAAGUGAUGAUGGAGCAAAGACAACACCAGUCCUGAGAGAACCGGAGUUACCUUUGGGCUCUGUAAGAGGAGAGGACAUUCAUGAUGUGGCAGACCUUGAAUCCAUGGACGGAGGCCGUGGAACGAAGGGCGACAACUCUGCUGGCAGUAAUAACCCUGGUGUGAGAAGAGAGGCAGGGCAGGAAAUAGAAGCUAAGGACAGAAAUGUUGAUACCCCGGAUCCGAAGUCUGGGCACAGCGAAGCAAACUACAGCAUGGACGGCUUUGAAGAGUCCUAUUUGAGUGAGAGAGGGGAGGUAAUCCAAGACAUUGAUCUUUUAGGAUCUCCGUCUCCUCCGCUUCAAAACAGUGAUGAUGAUGAUUUCUAAUGUAAAAAGAUUCCAGUCCAGUGGAG